Messenger RNA from Cyphellophora attinorum, 1080 nucleotides. RefSeq names its product 1-aminocyclopropane-1-carboxylate oxidase. The transcript is spliced from 2 exons. Bases 1 to 1080 code for a protein of 359 amino acids. Lineage: Eukaryota; Fungi; Ascomycota; Eurotiomycetes; Chaetothyriales; Cyphellophoraceae. The record is from RefSeq and is a predicted model, not a curated record.
AUGACAACGACCACUAUCCUCGAGGCCCAGCCGCCACUCAACCUCACCCUCGGCAACGGCCAGAAGAUCUACUUCCAUGCCGACGAGUCCAUUGAUGCUGAUGAGAUACCCGUCAUUGAUAUUUCCGGCAUCUUCAGCGCCGACAUCGAUGAUCGUAAAGCCGUCGCCGAGCAGAUCCGUGAAGCGGCCCAUCGGAUAGGGUUCUUCUACAUCGUUGGCCAUGGCGUCGAGCAGCGCUACGUGGAUCAGACAUUCGCUGAGGCAAAGCGAUUUUUUGAUCUGCCCGAGAAGAGGAAGCUCGAGGUAACCACGGAUUUAGUACCGGAGGAAUUCUUCGGGUAUUUCCCGAUGUCGACUUACAAUCGUAACCACAAGAAGGAGAAGGACCUAAUGGAAGCGUAUAACUUCGGGUACAGUCCUCGAUUUGAUCCUUCCGUCGAAGCUGCCGAGGAACCAGACACACCGGCUACGAAAUUGCUCUGGCCAAAGGAUCUGCCUGACUGGAAGGAGCGACUUUACGAGCAUCAUUCGCAACUGCUUACUUUGGCACGAAAGAUGACAAAGGCUUUCGCCCUUGCAUUGCAUCUUGAUGAGGACUUCUUCGAUGAGUACGUCAAGACGCCCAAAGCUGCUAUGAGACUUGCCCACUACCCAACGCAAGAAGCAACGCCCGCAGACCAACUCGGCAUCGGUGCACAUACUGACUUCGAAUGUUUCACAUUCGUUACGCAGGAUGGCAAUGCGGGCCUCGAAGUGCUCAGCAAAUCCGGCUACUGGAUCAAAGCCAACCCCAUCCCAGGCAGCAUUGUAGUCAACAUUGCCGACUGUUUCAUGAGGCAGACCAACGACUACUUCGUCUCUACGGUUCAUCGAGUCGUCAACAAGACUGGUAAGGAGAGGUAUUCGUGCCCAUUUUUCUUCGGGUUCAAUCACGACAUGAAGUUGGAGCCUGUGCCGACUUGUGUGAGCGAGGAGAACCCUAUGAAGUACCCAAUAACAACCAGUGGCGAGUAUCUGAAGUGGAGAGCAGCGCAGAGUAAAGGGACGACAGAUGCAGCAAGGAUGCAGACUAAGGCGUAG